CUUUUUUUUGUUAAUAACACAUGUUUGGCUUUAUCUAAAAUUGUUAAAUUUUAAAAUAAUGUUUUAGACGAUGUACGAUUUAUAAGUCUAAUUAAAAUAUUAACUUCAAAUAAUUUAUUGUUGUAUUUAUAGAUAAUCAUGUUGCUGGAUAAGAGGUGUAUGGCAAAGGAAUAUUUGAAGUUUUUCCUGUGUAUCUUAACGGCGUCAGUCACUUCCGGUGCACAUGUAGAACCGACAAGGUAUGAUCUUAUUCAUUACCUGCUGAGUGACACUCGUUAUGACCAUAGCCUGCCACCAGACUUUUACACAGGAAGUGUGACAAACGUUUCUGUAGAAAUGGUUAUUACUGAUCUGAAUUAUGAAAGCGACAUAAACAUGGAGUAUGACUGUACAUUGUAUCUGCGCUUAAACUGGACAGACAGACGUUUAGAUUUCUCAGUCAAUAGCACUUCGUAUGAAUCUCUUAAAUUAGGCGAUGAUAUUGUUGACAAAAUUUGGAUACCAGAUUUGUUUUUUCACCACGAACGAAAAUCAGAACUACAUGGGCUGUUCACAAAGAAUCAGUUGGUGUAUAUAUUCAGGAACGGUAGCGUUUUAUACAGCGGCAGGUUUAAUGUAAAAUCUAACUGUCAGAUGGAUCUAAAGAAAUACCCUUUCGACACACAGACAUGUCCAAUUGUCAUUCAAAGUUAUGCUUUUACCAAAGAGGACAUAAUGCUGCACUGGAAUGGAAAAAAUGCUGUAAAGAUUGACCAUACAGCCAAUCUUGAUUUUAUUGAAAAGUCACUGAAGCACACGUAUAUUUCCCCAUACGCUGAUCCAGUUGGGAAUUUUUCAACACUUGUGGCAAAAAUUAGCUUCAAACGACCGAAGGAAUCGUUCCAAAUAAUGUAUGUUGCACCUGCGAUUAUAUUGGUCUCGGUAUCAUUUACUUCCUUCCUUUAG
Molecule: messenger RNA, 945 nt
Organism: Mercenaria mercenaria
Lineage: Eukaryota; Metazoa; Mollusca; Bivalvia; Venerida; Veneridae
Product: gamma-aminobutyric acid receptor subunit rho-2-like
Exons: 7
Coding region: 139-945 (268 amino acids)
Biological process (GO): regulation of membrane potential; nervous system process; signal transduction
Cellular component (GO): neuron projection; synapse; membrane
Molecular function (GO): neurotransmitter receptor activity; chloride channel activity; extracellular ligand-gated monoatomic ion channel activity
Source: RefSeq, a predicted model, not a curated record